Messenger RNA from Nothobranchius furzeri (turquoise killifish), 2871 nucleotides. RefSeq names its product cortexin-3. The record is from RefSeq and is a predicted model, not a curated record. Lineage: Eukaryota; Metazoa; Chordata; Actinopteri; Cyprinodontiformes; Nothobranchiidae.
GUACUUCCGUUUUUGGGGAGGGUAAUCAGACAGCCGAGUGGCGAAGGGGUGAGGUCUGCCGAGCUCAGCCAGCAGCACAGACAGAAAAAUCAUCACUGAGGUGUUUUCUUCCAGUUUCUGAUCUGAGGAGCUCUGCGGGCUGCGGGACGCGUCUCGUUCGUCGCUGCGCUUGUUUGGCUGAAAAAACGCGUCGCAUCAGGCGGAAUGGAGAUGCGUGGCUGAAGGAUUCCGGAGCUCCUCUGAUAACAACAGGUCUCAUUGUCCAAACCCACUUUCCUCUGAAAUCUGUCAACAAAAGGCACAAAGCUGGAGCCCAGACGGUCAAACAUGGAUGUGCCCCGGAUGGCUGAGGGCCUCAUAAGCCACACGCUUCCCUAUUCGGGAGGCGGCUAUCAUGAACCUUCGUACCUGACGCUGGAGCAGAAGGCCGCCUUCGUUUUUGUGCUGCUGCUCUUCAUCUUCCUGGCCCUGCUCAUUGUGCGUUGCUUCCGCAUCCUGCUGGACCCUUACCGCAGCAUGCCCUCAUCCAACUGGACAGACCACACCGAGAAAGACACGUUUGAUUACCGCAUCGUCUGAAGAGCCCUAACCCAACCCAAUUAGAAAAACCAUAAAUUACACAAUUGACUGAUUUGACGCUUACCUGGUACUUUGGUCUGAAAGGACAGAUGACUUCAGAUUCACCAGGAAAGGAAGAAACCCAGAAAAUCUUCUGAAAACACAUCUAAAGAAUACAUUUUUACAGCAAGCUUUUCUCAAAAAUAAUUUAGCAGCUUCAUCCUGCCAAAGCGGAAAAUUCUCUGUAAAAGAAAAAAGAACAAUCAGAAGAGAAGAACGAAGCUUGUUUAUCAAAACCACCCACGAAUAUGAAGAACCAGAACCAGAAAACAGUUCACACCCCCGUUCAGUUCUUGUGUGGACUACCUCACCCCUCCUGCGCCCUAACCUCACUCCUCCUGCACCCUAACUUCACACCUCCUGCACCCUAACUUCACUCCUCCUGCACCCUAACCUCACUCCUCCUGCACCCUAACUUCACUCCUCCUGCACCCUAACCUCACUCCUCCUGCACUCUAACCUCACUCCUCCUGCACCCUAACUUCACUCCUCCUGCACCCUAACCUCACUCCUCCUGCACCCUAACUUCACUCCUCCUGCACCCUAACCUCACUCCUCCUGCACCCUAACUUCACUCCUCCUGCACCCUAACCUCACUCCUCCUGCACCCUAACUUCACUCCUCCUGCACCCUAACCUCACUCCUCCUGCACCCUAACUUCACUCCUCCUGCACCCUAAUCUCAUCCCUCCUACACCCUAACUCUAAUCUCACCCUUCCUACACCCAAACCUCACCUGUUUUACACCCUAAUCUCACCCCUCAUGCACACUAACCCAUGCCUCUCACAGGGUCCAGCUGCUUUGAAAACACAAGCCAGAUGAUUUAUGACUGUGUUUACACGCAAUCACUAUCUCUUAUGUUCUAGGAUUUGUAUCAUUAUUCUAGACAAUCAGUGUUUAAAAUAGCUGAAAAUGACAUUGCGAAUAUUUGAGGUCAUUUGUUUUUAUAGUAUUUUUGCUUUAAUUUGUAAAAAGAUCCAAAAGACUUGGUGCAAAUUGACCGGCCAAGGAAGAAGUUAUUGCCUUAUGUCUUUGUAAGAUAUGAGUCUUAACCUUCUGACCAGGAAGGAAAGGUCAUGAAGAUGACUUGUUGUAGGGUCAUCAAGCAGGUUUCACAAUCACAAAGAGCAACAUUUUGACUGAAAAGUUCCCUUUAAUUUUUAGGAAAGGUGUAAAGAGGCAGAUGCCAGCAGGGUACUACCUGUUCUUUGUGUGUGUGUGUGUGUGUGUGUGUGUGUGUGUGUGUGUGUGUGUGUGUGUGUGUGUGUGUGUGUGUGUGUGUGUGUGUGUGUGUGUGUGUGUGUGUGUUUAUUAAGAAAAAGAAGAGCAUAUUUGUCCUUUCGGUCAUGGAGGGUCCUUCAAUGUCCACGUCUUUAGCUGUCAAUAACAAAGAGGUGUUGAUAAAAGAAAAAAAUGUUUACUGUACCGUAUUGUGUGCCUAAAAAAUAUAUAUAUGUGUGUGCGUGUGUGUGUGUGCGUGUGUGUGUGUGCGUGUGUGUGUGUGUGUGUGUGUGUGUGUGUGUGUGUGUGUGUUUUAGGAAAAAGAGAAAAUGGGUUCAUAUUUUGUUUUUAAAUCUUUUUUUCUUCCUUUAAUGUCUGUACAUAUGUGUGUGUGUUUUAUAAUCAUUCUAACAGCAUUUUACUGCCUGCGGAUGGUAUAUUGACAGUUGGUAUGCCAGAUCUGCAGUGUGUUGAUGUGAAAGAUGAAAGCGUUUUCACAGUCAACCCUUUACGGAGUGAUGUUGUGGCUCUUAUGUUGGACAACUUUUCAACUGUGCGCCUUAUAGUGUAGAUUGUUUACAAUAUCAUUGGUGGCAAACACACCGAGACCUUGCAUCGUUGGGUUUGCUCUUCACAGAUGUCACACUACCUGCUGAAAUUCAAACUAAACCAUCCCUUUGUUCCCUGAUUUUUGCCCCUGCCAGGACAUGAAGUAAACUGUGACCCUUUUGAUGAAAUGUGACGUUGUUGUUAUCUGCUGUGGCCUUUUACUGCAUAAUGCAGAUGUUGCAAUGUUGUGCUGAGGUGGUGUUUCCUUUCUUUUCCUUGCAUGCAUCUCUCCUGAGUGUUUUGUCAGUGCAUGAUAAAUGGUGCAGUGCUUACACCCUGACGUUGUAGCUGUGGGUCAGUUGCUCCAACAGCUUUUUCCUGUCUGCUCUGAAAUCAGUUUCUUUUCUAUCUGUUUUUAUUUUUGUUCUUAUUUCUCCGCCUAGAGCCGCUGCACUUUUGUAAUAAAAUGAUCAGAGCCCACAA